This is a messenger RNA of Siniperca chuatsi (mandarin fish), 2272 nucleotides long. RefSeq names its product proton activated chloride channel 1 (gene pacc1). The transcript is spliced from 8 exons. The record is from RefSeq and is a predicted model, not a curated record. Bases 389 to 1450 code for a protein of 353 amino acids. NCBI's taxonomy places the organism in Eukaryota, Metazoa, Chordata, Actinopteri, Centrarchiformes, Sinipercidae.
UUUUAGCUCUGUUUGUCACCUUUGAGCUUGGAGCGUAGACUUUUACGAGCCGCACCUGAAGGCAGCAGUAGGGUUCAACCUGAGGGAAGGAGGAAGGAAACAAGGAAACGUCAAGGACACGAGGCUUACUAUCGGAGCGCGAGCUGUAGGUGCCUCAUUAUCAUUGGAGUGGCCUUUAUCGUCGUCGCCAAGAUCUCCAUGGGCUUGUGCGGUGUGUCUUACGUUGCAGAGCGAAAAACAGGGACCUAAGCACGGGCCAUGGGGGCGGGGGGGAUUACAUUUCUUAAAAAUGCAUCUUUUAUUUAUUAAAACUAGUUUUCAGACUUCGCACAAAUAGCCCAACAGUUCCCCUUGAAGAGCAGAGAUAGUUUUGAAAAGUGCAAGAGGAAUGCUCGCUAAAGAAAACUCCCGGUCAUACCAAGAGUUCAAUGACGACGACGACGAUGAAGGCGACACACAGUCUCCAGGCUUUUUUGACGAUGCCACUAAAGACCUGGAGCACGAGGAGCCGAACGGCAGCAUCUCACAAGAGGAGGACAUCAGGGAAAGCAGUCCGUCGGUGAGAUUCAGUAAAGCCUGCCUGAAGAAUUUCUUCACAGUCGUGCUCAUCUUCAUCUACCUGCUGCUGACUGCGGUGGCAGUGUUCCUGGCCUACCAGACCAUCUCUGACUUUUUGGAGAAACUCAACCACCCUAUUAUGUCUGUCACCUACAAAGAAGUUGACUCGUUUUCACCCCCAGGUAUCGCUUUGUACCCCGGCAAAGCUCAGCUGUUGAGCUGCAAACAUCACUACCAUGACUACAUCCCUCCUUUAGUGGACCCAGGCAAGCCUCAAGAAGGAGACUGUUUGAUUAAAGAAGUGACUUACUUUGGGCCAUUUAAUAAUCAAACAGAGAAAAGAGCUCUGGUGGUCCGUGGCCCAUCUGAUGUCAGAAACAAAGAGUUGGUCUUCCUACAGUUCAGUCAUAAUGAAACAGAAGAGGACUUCAGCGCCAUCACUUACAUGCUUUUUGCUAAGUUUAGUGACUUGACUGACAGUGCAAAUAAAUCUGAGUUUAUGAGGGAUUGUGAGAGGAAUUACUCCAUGUGGACUUUCUCUGGAGGAUUCAGAACCUGGGUCAAGAUGUCUUCAGUGAGGACGUCUGGGAAAAGCAACGAAGCUGUCGAGUUUCGGCAAGAGUCCGCUGUGGUGAAAUUCAACGACAAAAGGCCUGAAUCAGAGAAAACCAAUCAGCUGUUCUUUGCUGUCUUUGAAUGGCGGGAUCCGUUCAUGCAAGAAAUCAGACUGAUAGUGACUGCAAAUCCCUGGAGCUCUGUAGCCAUCCUCUGUGGCGUCUUCAUGGCUCUCUUCAAGGCUGCAAAUUUUGCCAAACUCACCAUUCAGUGGAUAAUCAGGAUGCGUAAGAGGCAUCUGAGGAAUAAAGUACGGGAACUGAACCGAGUAAACUGAAACGCUUUGCAGGAAGGCACUGAUGACACAAUCUGACAACAUCCAAAUCAUCCAUGUGAUUGAUCUAAGUUUUAUUUUUGAGGUCUCUACUUGGACCAUUUUGUCAUCAUUGAUAAGGAUUAUCAACACUAAAGAAUGCUGUUCCAUAACAUAACAGAAAGUGAUAUGUUCUAACCAAAUAUUACUGCUCAAUUAAUUAUUUCCUAAAAAUGGUCAGUUUGGCAAAAUGUUUGUGGAUUUUUAUUUGUUGUUGCAUUUCAAAAUAAGAGGUAUUUCAUAAAUAUUGUUUUAAACAUUCCUGGAAAUUCUGUUUUUGUAUGCACGUAAAAGAAAAUGUUGCUUAAAGAUGAGACACUUAAAAUGUUUCUUAUGGUUUGAGAGCUUUUCAAAGGAUGUUUAGAUGUAUGGCUGUUUCAGGUGUAAAACUGAGAAAAUGUGAACUUUGGUCAAAAUAGAUUGUUUCUCAUUUGUAUAACCUUAUUCUAAAGGGAAAUAAAAAAACAAUUUCAGAAAAUAUCACAUUCAUGUCAAAAAGCAUUAUAAUUAUACUGAACUAAAGGGAUUGCCAUGGACUACUACUACAGCAUGAUCUGCUGUAUUUUUUUUUUUUUGUAGAUUUAAGCUAAAUCUGUCCUGGCCGAACUUUGUCUUACUACUGUUGUUAUUAUUUGAUUUUUAACAUAAUGUAAAAACAAAUGAUCACUGUGUUCAUUGUUGUCCAAAUUUACUUGAAUUAAUGUCUUAAUUGUGUUGUUGUUCAAUAUGUAUCUCACACGUUAUGUUUUUAGAAAUUUUUGAAAAUAAAAAUAUAUUUUAUUUUUA